GGAUCCCACUUUCCCCCUUCUCGGCUCAUUUUCUUGUUCUCUCAUUUCUCUCUCUCUCUCUCUUCGUUGAUCUGCUACGAGUCGUUUUGAAUGAUCACCGAGCUCGGCGCUCUCUCUUCUCCCCGGUCUUCAAUGUCGUCCCAGUCAUCGAAUUGAACUCUCCCAGCCUUAGAUUUGGAGUCCAGAGGGGGGAAGACGGAAGGGGAUUUCUGAUUCUCUCUCUCUCUCUCACACUCCGAGUCUUCGUUUGGGUCAUUGCGCUAGGGUUUUCAGGAGGAAAUGAAGUCGUCUUUUGACAAGCUUCGGAGAUUCGAACUGUACAAGAGCGGUUCUAAAGAUAAGAGGAACUUUCAACCCUCGGCUCACGUCGAUGAGCUCGCUCAGGCUUCUCAGGACAUGCAAGAUAUGAGAAAUUGCUAUGAUAGCUUACUUUCUGCAGCUGCUGCUACAGCCAACAGCGCCUAUGAAUUCUCCGAAUCACUGCGGGAAAUGGGUUCUUGUCUGCAGGAGAAAACUGCAUUACAUCAUGAUGAACGAGGCGGUAGAGUUUUUCUGAUGUUGGGGAAAGUGCAGUUUGAACUUCAAAAACUUGUUGAUUCCUAUCGAUCUCAUAUAGUUUCGACAGUCACAAACCCAUCAGAGUCUCUUCUCAAUGAACUUCGAACAGUUGAGGAAAUGAAGCGACAAUGUGAUGAAAAACGAGAGGUAUAUGAAUACAUGGUAGCACAACAGAAAGAAAAAGGGAGAUCAAAACGUGGGAAGGGCGAAAGCUUUACUUUGCAGCAACUGCAAGUAGCUCGUGAGGAAUAUGAUGAGGAAGCUACACUGUGUGUUUUCCGGUUGAAGUCCCUGAAGCAAGGGCAAGCCCGAAGUCUUCUAACACAAGCAGCUCGCCACCAUGCUGCUCAGUUGAACUUCUUCCGGAAAGGACUUAAGUCACUUGAGGCUGUCGAGCCACAUGUUAGGUUGGUUACAGAGGAGCAACAUAUUGAAUACCAAUUUAGUGGACUUGAAGACGAUGGUGAGGAUGAUGGUGCAGAUCAUGGUGAGAAUAGCAACGAUUCUAUUGAAGAUGGAGAAUUGAGUUUUGACUAUAGACCAAGUAAGCAGGGAAUGGAAGUCUCUGCAUCAAGGAAUUCAAUGGAGGUUGAUGAAGUGGGCCAUUUGUCUCCUCAAGCUUCAACACUGGAAUAUCCAGAUAUAAAUCUUGAUCAAGGUGAACUCAAGUUUCCGAGUAGAGAACCAAGAAUAAGCGGCAGCUACUCAGCCCCAAUAGUUUCUGCAGAUCCGAAGUUUGAUCCCGCUGAGAGAGCUAGACAAUUGCAACUGUCAGCUACACGGAGGCCUAACGCAUAUGUGCUGCCUACACCUGAUUCAAAGGGUUUAGUUUCUUCAAGGACAAGUAGUACGGUUCCAGGAGUGAGGUCAGGUGGACGCAUCCAUAACUUAUCGUACUCUUCCCCAUUAGACGCGAAGCAUGAUAAGUAUUCUGGUGAUGAUACUGUGUCAGGAGCUAAUUUCUCAAAAGCACAGUCUGUAGUCAAAGAGAGCCAUAGUACUAAUACAUCAAUGCAACUGCCUCCUCCUCCUCUGGCAGACGGACUGGCACAACAUCAGCAUAAAAGACAAGCUUUCUCUGGCCCACUAACUAGUAAGCCAUCGUCAACUAAGCCUGCGUCCUCUGCUAGUGGUCCCAUUGUAUCUAGUGAACCACCUCAACUAGUUUCUGGUAUGCUUCCUCGUUUACCAAAUCCUCAGCCUUCUUCGUCUCCAAAAGUAUCCCCAAGUGCUUCACCGCCCCUUGCUUCUUCACCCAAGAUAAGUGAGCUUCACGAGCUUCCUAGACCCCCAGGUAGUUCAGUUGUCAAGCCAACAAAAUCUUCUGGAUUGGUUGGCCACUCUGCUCCACUGAUCUCCAGAAAUCAAGAACCUCACAUUCAGAAUAAAAUCCCUUCAGCGCCAACAAAUUUGGCAUCUCCACUUCCAAUUCCACCAUUGAUUAUUCCUAGAAGUUUCUCCAUACCUUCGAGUAACCAAAGAGCAGUGACAUUGCAUGUACCUCGGCAUUUGGAGUCUCCUCUAGGUUCAAGCAAUCCGGAAGAAGUUGCUUCACCUCCAUUGACACCAAUUACCCUAACAAACAUGUAACCAAUAUCAACCGAGUCUGAAGUGGCCUUCUCACUCAAGUGCUAUCAGAGUUAGGUUUAGGACUAAAUGGCAAAAGCCUAAGAUGGGGCAAGUGGAAUCUUCUUGCUCAUAUAUAUCUACCUAAACUGAAGUUUUGGAUUUUGUGUUCAUAUUAAUCGCCAUGGAGGUUAUAUUCGUUCGCUUUUGCAUCAUCUUCUUCACCAUGAGAGCCAAAUUAUAGUUCCUUUUAUUUUCUUCUCCGAGCCAGACCAGAUUUUGAAGACCUCAACGGUGGAUGCAGUUGGGAGCUGAUAUUAAUAGUGAAGCAGUGUGAUUUCCGUUUCCCCCCUGAGAUUGUGCUGGGUUGCAUUGUCUUAGGUAAAGAUGGGUCUGUAGAUAUAUUUGAUGUAAUGGAAAUUUUUUGUUUUUUUGGCCAUCGUUGUUUAAAUGUAUUGUUUAGUUUCAUCCUUUCUUCACCCUUGAUUGUUGAUUGUGAUGAGGUCCAGACUCCAACGACAAGUUACAAUGUAUCAUAUACAUAUCUUCAAACGAGGAAUUUUGUUAAUUUCCAAUGACAAGAACACAUACUAGUU
Messenger RNA from Rosa chinensis, 2720 nucleotides. RefSeq lists its product as uncharacterized. Gene Ontology annotation, cellular component: cytoplasm. The transcript is spliced from 11 exons. The record is from RefSeq and is a predicted model, not a curated record. Gene Ontology annotation, molecular function: protein binding. Bases 280 to 2148 code for a protein of 622 amino acids. Lineage: Eukaryota; Viridiplantae; Streptophyta; Magnoliopsida; Rosales; Rosaceae.